Messenger RNA from Fopius arisanus, 6260 nucleotides. RefSeq names its product neuroblastoma-amplified sequence. Gene Ontology annotation, molecular function: SNARE binding. Gene Ontology annotation, biological process: retrograde vesicle-mediated transport, Golgi to endoplasmic reticulum. Bases 30 to 6119 code for a protein of 2029 amino acids. Gene Ontology annotation, cellular component: Dsl1/NZR complex. The record is from RefSeq and is a predicted model, not a curated record. NCBI's taxonomy places the organism in Eukaryota, Metazoa, Arthropoda, Insecta, Hymenoptera, Braconidae. The transcript is spliced from 3 exons.
AAAUAAUAAUUAGUUAGAAAUAAUAAAUAAUGGAGGGUCUUGAGGACAUCGAGGACGAUUCGAUUCUCUACGAACUUCUGGAGUACUUCGUUAAAAAGCAGGAGCCAGAGCUCAUAAAAUGGAAGAAUGAUGCAGCGAUCCUGUCUACCCCAGGAACAAUAAAAAAUGCUCUGCGCUAUCUGAACAACCGUUACUCCCUUCCAGAAUCGAUUUCCCAGCAGAUCAGCCUUGCACUCCCCUGGAAAUUCUCGAUCGACACAAACGGUCGUCUCCUGGCACUUCUCCAGGAGACCUCCCUGGAGAUUCGUAAAUCAAAGGACGAGUUUUCCUCAGUGAUCUCGAAGGCGACAGUGCCGAAAGACGCAUUUCCACAGUGGCGUCGUCUCUCCUGGAGUCCAGAUGGUUCACUGCUGGUGCUAGCCUGGAGCAACGGAAGUCUCUCCUUCUACAACUCCCUGGGGAAUAAUAUCUUCACGAUCGCUUCGAAAACCCCCUCGCAGCCGCCGGACAUCCUGGAGGCAGGUGACGCCAUCUCCUCCCUGUUAUUCCGACCUCCACGAGAGGACAAAUGGUCUCACGAGCUCCUGGUGGUGACCUACAGUGGCCUCCUGAAGUCCUACAGCAUCUCAGGCAGCCAUGGAUUCAAAUACAACUACGAGUUCUCCUUCGGAAAUUUUUUUCGAAAGGGAGUGAACGCAUUCGCCUACUCAAAGAAGCACAACCUCUUCAUCGUCGCUGGUAACUGCAUAACGCAGAGUCAUUUAGCCUCACCUGCAGCGAGCAGUGGUCUGACGUCCUGGCGUCCCCUGGACGAUUAUCCUUUUUACAAAUUGUCAGUCACCUUUGAGGAGAACUCCCCCUCGGCUCUGUCCCUCUGGCACCUGAUUCCAUCGUUUCGCUCUCCCCCUGCUCCAGUGAUCUUCAGGAUAUCCAUUUCCCCGAGCUGCUGUCACCUGAUUUGCCUGCACACUGACGGCUCUAUCUCCCUCUGGGACCUGCCCUCCCUGAGGCUCAGAAAAAAAUGGAGCCUUCCUGAUCAACCUGGAUAUGACGCCCAGAACCCGGGGCUCAGAAAACCUCGAAAACACUCGAAGGAUCCCUCGGACUUUCACCCCGUGGAUAUCGGCUGGUGGUCAGAUCACGCAAUUAUAAUUGCCAGGUACUCAGGAGCUAUCUCCGUCUGCUCUAUGUCAACACUCAAGAAUCUCCUGGGUGCGAGCCCUGAAUUUCUCUCAGGCCAGCCUCAGAUUUCCGAAUUCUACUCUGGAAAGGGUUUUCUCGCCCUAGACUGCGAAACACUGACGAGUAAAAAAAGACAGCGUACUCCGAGUCACGAUGGAUCGGCGUCCGACCUUGAGGAGAGUGACCUGGAGGAGGAGCUCGAGCCCACAGGUCUCCUGGAUUAUUCCAUCAAUCUGAUUAAAUCGUUUAUCUACUUUGUAACGGAUAUCGAGAGAUUCCAGCCUAAGAGAAAGAAGUCGAGGGUCCUUCAGAGGACUUACCGGGUCCUCGGGCUGCGUAGCACAACACCAGAGGAACUCUACGCCAGAAAAAUCGACAUCGAGGAGUACGAGGGCGCCCUGAGCCUAGCAUGCACUUACAACCUCGACAAGGACUUGGUGUACCAGACCCAGUGGAGAAAGUCAGAGUUCUCACUGGAGGCCAUUAACGACCACUUGGCGAAGGUCUCGAAGAGGUCGUGGGUUCUCAACGAGUGUAUCUCCAGGGUGCCAGAAACCCUGGAAGCAGCCCAGGAACUCCUGAAUUUCGGACUUCGAGGGGCUAAUCUCGAGACACUUCUCUCGAUUUCCAGCCACGACGAUGGAAAACUCCUAGACGACGAGGACAACCAGGAGCUGGUGGAGUUGAAUCAAGACUCCAGCACCCUGAAACAAGCCCAGAGAAUCAAUGACUUGUUAAAGGGGCUGGGUGAGCUUACCGAUGCCCAGAAGGAGCUCAUUACCUACAGACGACAGCUCCUGGAUCACCUGGACAAACUCAAGACGUACGAGAUUAUCUUAGACGGGGGCACAUACAGAAAAGAUUUCUACGAGAAAUUCCGAAGGCUCUCGAUCCUCGAGAAUGCUGUGAAAUUCGCGAGGGACUGCGAUUAUAAAGCUGUCGAGAUCAUGCUGACAUAUCACGGAGGAAAGUUAGUGCCCCACUGGCUGGCAGUUAUCAGCUGUUUUCCAGAGACUCUGAGUCCUCUGGAGUACAAGAAACUUUUACCGGAGUGUGAUACCGAGGGUCAACUCUAUUUGCUUUAUCAAAAGGAGCUGAGGCCCAGGGACUGGUCCGAGAUGUCUCAGUUCGAGGAGAUUUUUUUGAAUGACUCCAGGGAGGAGACAGAACUCGUCUACGAGGAUGAUCCUUCCUUAUCCCCUUACAGAAAUACUGAAUUAACGAUGAAUUUGCUGACCAAAUGGUACACAUCCAGGGCGAAACAGAUCGAACGAGAUUCAUGCAUCGUGGAGAAUGCCCUGGAGCUAGUGAAAAUAGGGAAAUCCCACAGGAUUGAGGGGCUCGAGGAGCUGCUGGUGGAGCUAGAGACCCUCAAUGAUCUCGUCUACAAGAUCUGCCUCGAGGAUACAUCUCUUACGCAACUGGAAAAGCUCUCGGACCUGCAGAAGCUCCAGAUGAUAAUGGGGAGAACCUCGGAGGGGAGGUUCAUUCACGACAUCACACAUUAUGUCCUCCCUUUUCUCUGGAGGCGACGGGAGUACCUGGAGAUCCCACUGGAGAGGCAUCUCUUCAAGGAAUACCUGGUGGGCUUGAGUGAGAAUGACCUGACAUUGCCAUCGAUUUUGUUUCACUCUCUUGGUCAAGAGCCCAGAGUUCUCGAGGCCAUCGAUGACGUCAUGCUCCUAGCCCUCGACUGCAUUCACUCCUGUGUGGAUCCUGAGAUGUAUCAGAGGGCCAGAGAAAUCCUCGAGGCUGUCUCAAGGCCACAUUCAAGUGCCAAAGACUCCUCUAGGGGGGAUAACCCUCUGGACGACCUCGAGAAAGAGCUCGAGUGUUUGAAGAUUCUUAAUAAGUACCACGUGAGAUCAACUAUUAAAUUCAUAAAUGAAAAUAAGGAAAAUCCUGAUGAGGUGAGGCUCGUCUUCGAGGAAAUGGCGAAAUCCCUGAAGGAAAGAGGUUCUGCUCCCCAGGAGGUCUGGACAGAAUUGUUAAAUGACAUCCUUCAAGUCCAGGGUUUGAUAUUCACCUGCAUCGAUCCAGAGAAAUGUUUUGAGAUCGUCGUCUCCAUGAAAUUGUCCUCCGGAGUGAAGUCGAGUAUUCAGGACUGUGUGUCGUUGAUAGAAACGAAGAAAAAGGAGGGCUCGUUCCUGAAGAUAUCAUACCCCAGGGCGGUAGAACUGGUGGUGGAUGCAGCUAGGGAGUACUUCAACGCCUCGAAGAGCCUCCACGAUCCGACGAUGGACCUCGCCAAGGCCUGUCUCAACCUAAUCGAUGAAGAGGACAAGCAGAUCCAGGGGGAGUUCGACCUCAUCAAUGCCCUUCAGGUUCUCGACGAGUUCAGCCUGAAUAUUCUUCCCCUGCAGGUGAGAAUCUCCCAGGAUAAGUUGAAGCUCAUCCAGAAAUGUUUGGACAGCUGUGAGGGUGCGUACAAGCGCCAGCAGAGGCUUCUCACCCUCUCGUCGUACCUCCACGUGGACCAGAAACACCGGAAUGGCAAGGUCCUCGCACUGAUCGCCAAGAAGGCCCUGGACGUGGGAGAUUUGAGUGUCUGCGCCUCCACUUGUAAAAAAAUUAUGGACAACAGUUACUCCCCUGCCUGGGAGGUCGUCCACAGGUUGGCGUCCUGCGAGGGGUAUCCCGAUCUCGUCCUCAGGAGGAGAGCCUUCUGGUUCGCCAUUACUCACGGGCCCCUGGAUAUCCUAGAGGAAUCCCUCAGGGAGGUUCAUCUCAUAGAAAUUCAACUUUUGAAUAAAGACCUGGAAACCUGGGUUCAUACCUUUGCUGACGAUCCGGGAAACGACGACAGUGACCCUGAGGACGACUUCAGGGAUGCUGUGACCACUCCCCAAGUCGAGGUUAAAGAGUUCGUACCGAAGAUCCUGGAGACGUCAACUGGAAUCGUUAAGAAUUCAGCGCAAAUUUUUAAUCAGUCCCUUGGGAUUAUCAGGAGUGCUCUCAGGAUUAAAGAGGACGUCUUCGAGGACACGUACGACGUUGAUGAGGACGCCACCCUCGAGAGAUACCGGGGCGUUCUCCAGAGCUUUCCCUUCUUCUAUCAAACGCUGCAUGAAAAUUGUCUCGUCAGUAGAAUCGACACGAGGUACUCCAAGUACACUCGACCCAAUGGGGAUAACACCAGGUUGAGAAUGUGCCAGACACUCGUCAGGGUGGCACUACUCAGUGAAACUGCGUGCUAUGGCCUGGAGGUAUCUGACGUCAGGCAUUUCUUCGUCGAGUGCUCCAGGCAUGUUCUCAAUGACGACUGGGCUCUCGGUUUUUCUUAUUUGUUGGCGUGCGGGGGGGACCUCCUGGGGAAUGUCCAAGAGGUAUUCAAGGGUGUGAAGAGGAGUGAGAUGAUUGUACAGGGGAUUGUCUAUUAUUAUGGACUCCAGAUACUCAAAGACAAAUUCUCUGAGGGUCUCAGUCUUCUCUAUGACCCUAUCGAGGUCGUUGGUGCCGCCCUCCUGGAAGCGGAGGGACAUGAAGACGACGUAGCCAAAGAAAUCAUCUCGUGGGGACGGAGUUUACGUGACGAGAACACCGAAGAUCCUGAUCCUGAACCUGAGGAGGAGAAGGUGGAUAAAAGGGAGAGAGAGAAUUUAGGGGAAUCGAAAACGGAAAAAAUUAAUGAGGACAUUUGUCCGGUUGUUGAUACUAUCCAGGACUGGGGGGAUGAUCCGUGGGGUGACGAUUUUUCUGCGGACGGUAAAAUCGAGGGAAAUGAAAGAGGAGAGAAAAAUGGAGAGGAAAAGGAGAGAAAUCAUGAGGCUGACGGAUUCCUUGUCGGAGAUGAGGAUGAGGGGGCCUGGGGGGAUGCUGAAUUCAAGGAUGAGGACAUCAUUUGUGAGACUGGAAGAUUAAAACAAGAGGAUGAGGUUGAUGAGAUAAUUUUACAAGAUAAAAAAUGUGGGGAAAUAAAACCAUUGGAGGAAUCCCGAAGGAUUGAAGAAAAAUUGGAAAAGUACGAGAAUGAAGGAUGGGGGGAUGAUGACACCUGGGGUAAGGCCUGGCCUGAGGAUGGAGAUACAGAUGAUAAAGGGAAGACGAGAGCUGAAGAAGAAGCGAUGGAAGGGAAAAAUGAAAUUCAAGGGGAGGAACGAACCGAUAAUUUCGCAGAGAGAAUUAAAUCCGUGGAAUCAUCUGGAGAUCAAAACUGGGAGGAGGAAGUAGAGUGGGGCGACUGGGGGGAUUUUCCAGAGGAAGAGGGAGUAAUCCUCCAGAAGGAAUCCAAGUCUACAGGGAUGAGUGGGAGUGAAGACAUUCCGAUUGUCGAUGACUCGACGGAAGAGGAGAGAUUUAAGAUUUUCGGGGAUUUAUUCAGUAAUAUGGAGAGCAGGGAGGAUUAUUUCAAGGUCAAAGAGGUGCUGAAGAGGUGGCCCACCUUCGGAGACUCUCAGUUCGUUGCGGUUGAGAAUAAUCCGGUUCUGAGGGUUUUGGAGAGAGUCAAUAGAAUUUUUGGCGCGAAAAAGGGAGGGGAAAACAUCGUCCUGGAGGAGUACAGGGACCUUUUGAAAGGGCCGUCAGUCCCUGAGGAGGUUCUUCACGAAUUCAUAAAAAAAUUCGACGAAUCUUGCAGUUUGGAAGAAAAAAUUCUCCUCCGAUUGUCCUCGGGCAAUGCAGUGCUUCAUCAGGAAGCCCUGGAUUUAAUGAAGUCGUCGAGCCUAUCGGAAUUUUCCCUCCCCAUCCUAGAGGAGGUAUUCUUCAAGAACCUGACAUCAUCAUUUCCUCCUCAUCAUCAUGUCUACGAUAAAAUCCUCGAGCAGAUGUUUUGCAAUCAUGAUUUACCUGAACUCGAGCCAAACAUGAGGAUUUUAAUAAAAAAACUAAUGGAGGGGAAACAUAUUCCUUAUGCUGUUGCCCUCUGGAGUCAGCUGGCUGGAGUGCCACCAGCAUUAACCACCUUCGAGAGCUGCUUCCAGCUUCUGCUGGAGGAAUAAAUCGUAAUUCCUCACACCAUCCAUUGAAUUUCAAAUUCAGUACUAAAAUCGUACUCUUUCCUCUCAAGUUUUCAAUUAAAUGCUGAGGAUUCUAUUGCAAAAAAAAAUUGUCAAGUCCAAUGGACCGCACAAGAAAAAAAA